AUGCGAAGGGUUCUUCCAGGGAUCGACGCCGAGCUCUCUCUUCUCAUCAAAUCUUGCGGCGACUCCAAGAACAUCGCGAGGGGGAGGGAGAUCCACGCGAGAAUCGCUGGCUGCGAGCUCCGCCACGAUCGAUUACUGGCAAAUCUCCUGGUGGAGAUGUAUGGCAAAUGCGGCAGUGUCGACGACGCGGAGGGCGUGUUCUUGGCCAUCCCCGACCCCAAUCCCUACUCUUGGAACAUCCUCAUCGCGGCCUACGUCCAGAAUGGCUGCCUCCGCCGAGCAAGGCGCGCGUUCUUGGAGAUGCCCGGCCGUGGCAUCGUCUCCUGGAACACCAUCGCCAAGGGCUGGGCGGAGAGUGGCAAUCUGGCGGAGCUUCUGGGUGUGUUCCACCGGAUGCCGCAGUGGAAUCCAGUCUCGUGCACUGCGAUGGCGAUGGCGCACGCGCAAGAGGGCGAUCUCUCGGCAACCAAGCAGCUCUUUGAUUCGAUGGAGCAGCGGGAUCUCGCGGCGUGGAACGGGAUGAUCCAAGCGUAUGCCCAGAACGGGCAUAUCUCCGCGGUGGAGCGUGUCUUCUCCAGGAUGCCGGGGUGUGAUGCCGUCUCGAAAACGCUGAUCGUCAGAGCUUACGGCCUCGCCCAAGAUCCUGGGAAAGCGAAGGAUGCCUUCGAUCAGACCCAGCAGCGCGACGUGAUCGCGUGGAAUGCCGCGAUCCGAGCGUACGCCCAGAGCGGGCAUCCGGAGGAAGCUCGAGCGAUCUUCGAAGUGAUGCCGGCGUGGAAUGUGGUCUCCUGGACAGUGAUGGUGGUCGCUUACGCCGAGAGCCGCGAUCCCGAUCGUGCUGAAGAGAUCUUUCUGGCGAUGCGAGAGGAUGAUUUGGUGGCGCGCACGUCGAUGCUCGCGGUGUAUGCCCAACGAGGGGACCCAGAGGUAGCGCACAGGAUCUUCGAUGGUAUGGCGCUGCUCCAGCGCGAUGGGAUCUGCUGGACGGCGCUCAUCCGGGCCUACGUCGAGAAUGGUCACCACGAUUGGGCGAGAGCGGCGUUCCAGAGAAUGCCGCAGUGGGAUCUCUCGGCGUGGAAUUCGAUCCUCCAGUCGUUGAUCCAGACGAGCCAGCUCCGCGAGGCUCGAGCGAUCUACGAGAGCAUGCCGGAGUGGAACAUCGUGUCUUCGACGCUGCUCAUCGCUGGGUACACCAGAUCCGGGGACGUAGCCGAGGCGAAGCUCGCGUUCGAUCGGAUUUCUCACAGGGAUCCAGUCUCCUGGACGACGAUGAUCCACGCGUAUGCCCAGAACGGACACUGCGACGAGGCUUUCGAUCUCCAGCGAGCGAUGGAGCUCGAGGGUGUUGCUCCCGACGAUGCCACCUUCGUGUCGCUGCUCGCCGGGUGUAGCUACUCGGGGCUGCUGGAACGAGGCCGGGGAUGCUUCGUGUUGAUGCAAGAGACCCGCGGGAUCGUCCCCAACAAGGAUCACUUCUGCUGCUUGAUCGACAUGCUCGGGAGGAGCAAGCUGCUGGGCGAGGCGGAGGAGCUCAUCCGGAGCUUGCCGUUUGAUCCCGACGCUGCGAUCUGGGCGUCAUUGCUGGGAGGAUCGCAGGGCGGUGACCAGCAGGCUGCGAGUGCGGCGAGAGAGGUGUCGGGAUUGAAGCCCGAGGACUCGUCAGCGUAUGUGAUGCUCGCGAACUUGAUCGUUUGUGACGAUGGAUCACUCGAUCAGGAGGAGGAGAAUGAAGAACUUGCGUGA
Molecule: messenger RNA, 1743 nt
Organism: Selaginella moellendorffii
Lineage: Eukaryota; Viridiplantae; Streptophyta; Lycopodiopsida; Selaginellales; Selaginellaceae
Product: pentatricopeptide repeat-containing protein At4g02750
Exons: 1
Coding region: 1-1743 (580 amino acids)
Biological process (GO): RNA modification
Cellular component (GO): intracellular membrane-bounded organelle
Molecular function (GO): protein binding; RNA binding
Source: RefSeq, a predicted model, not a curated record